Striga hermonthica is the source of this 241-nucleotide messenger RNA. The record is from the annotation of a GenBank genome assembly. Lineage: Eukaryota; Viridiplantae; Streptophyta; Magnoliopsida; Lamiales; Orobanchaceae.
GUGUGUGGGAAAGUUGAAAACGACUGGGAGCAUCCAGUCAUGAAACAAGCUCCUGAUCAAGGAAAAGAAUCAACGAAAGUUUCGGUUCUUAAACCUAAGGAUAAUUGGACAGAUGCUGAGAAGCUUCAAGAAGAAGCCAACUAUCGUGCCUUGUAUGCAAUCAUGAUGGCAGUAGAUAAAACAAGACACAAGAUGAUCGUUCAUUGUAAGACCGCGAAAGAUGCCUGGCGGGUUCUGCAGC